GUUCGCUCACCGCCUUGCAGCUGUGACGUGCGUCGACUCUCCUCUCGCGCGUGCUACUCUAAUCGGCUGGCGAUAAAGCGACGCACGCAGACUGAAGUGCAGCGUGCAGGAGUUGCACGGCUACAAGUCGGAGGGAAGUGCUGCCGACUCUCACGGAGAUCACGCCACGUUUCGGUGCUGACUUCUUCUUGAUAGGCUGCUUCGCUCACGCACACGUACCCACGUUGGACGCACAAGACAAUGUUCUGAGCUUACUCAGAGGCGAGAACACGACUCAUCCAAAUAAAAAAGCGAAGGAGGUGCAACGAUGGCCGAGCCGAAGGUGCAGACGCCCAACGGCAAUGGCUAUUACGAUUUGGACGAGGCCGAGGGUGACGGCGACAGCUCGAGCGCGGCCUGCCGAGUGUCCGAUCCGCACAACCGAAGCGAGAGCCCGGUGUUCGGUAACGAAGGCAACAACGACGCGGGCAUGCGGCACGUGGCUCACGAGCUGCCGAACGAGAUCUCGGCCCCGUACGAGGUGCCGCAGUUUCCCAUCGAGCAGAUCGAGAAGAAGCUACUAAUUCAGCGCCAGCUAACCGUCAAAGCGGCCAAAGAUUUGGAGGAGCGUCGUAGCCAUUACGAACCGUCGCUUGGUCCUGCACCGGACGACAGCGAUCAUCUGUUUCCACUCGAGGAAAAUGACUUCGUGCCGCAUUUCCAGCGAGUUUCCAUAUCCGGCGAGGACACUUCGGGGGUACCGCUGGAGGACUUGCAGCAAGCGUCGCAGAUGUUGGUGCAAGCUCUGGCUAUCCGCGAGAAAUACAUGUUCAACUCGAAACAGUCCUUCCCCACGAUUACCUCCAGAUUCCUGAGGAGCGUCGACAAGAAGCCCGUGAACGCCGAGAACGAAUAUCAGCACGACGAUCGCAUGGCUAUCGAAGAUCACCCGGUGCACGCACCGGCGUCGCGCGACCCAUGGCAAUGCGAAUUUCCAGCCUCGAAGCACUACGAAAUCGCCCCGAUCGGCGGUGUGUUCAACCUGUUCGCCUCGGAGGAGGACUUGGCCAACAAUAAGCCAGUUCCACAUCCGUAUCCCGAUCUUGCGACCUUCGUCCGUGACAUGAAUCUGCUCUGCACCAUGAUCGCCGACGGGCCGUUGAAGUCGUUCUGCUACAGGCGACUGAGCUACCUGUCCUCCAAGUUCCAACUGCACGUGCUCCUGAACGAGCUUCGCGAGCUCGCGAGUCAGAAGGCCGUGCCCCAUCGCGACUUCUACAACAUCAGAAAGGUCGACACUCACAUUCACGCUGCGUCGUGCAUGAAUCAAAAGCACCUGCUGCGCUUCAUCAAGAAAACGCUGAAGAAUCACGCGGACGAAGUGGUUACGUGCUCCAAGAGCGGCGACAAGAUGACUCUCAGAGAGGUGUUCCAGUCGAUGAAGCUGACGACUUACGAUCUCAGCGUCGACAUGCUCGACGUACACGCGGACAGAAACACGUUCCACAGGUUCGACAAAUUCAAUGCCAAGUACAAUCCCAUUGGCGAGAGUCGUUUGCGCGAGGUGUUCCUCAAAACGGACAACUACAUCGACGGCAAGUUCUUCGCUUCGAUCAUCAAAGAGGUGCUCAGCGACCUGGAAGAGUCCAAGUAUCAGAACGCCGAGCUCAGACUCUCGAUUUACGGUAAGAGCCCCGAGGAAUGGGACAAAUUAGCCAAGUGGGCACUCGACAGCAACGUGUACUCCGACAAUGUACGCUGGCUCAUACAGAUACCUCGGUUGUACGACAUCUUCAAGUUAAACAAAUUGAUGACCAAUUUCCAAGAGAUCCUGAACAACAUAUUCUUGCCUCUGUUCGAGGUCACCAACGAUCCCGAAUCGCAUCCCGAACUACAUAAGUUCCUUCAGUAUGUGAUAGGUUUCGAUUCCGUAGACGACGAGAGUAAGCCCGAGAAUCCUCUGUUCGACAAGGACGUUAGUCCACCGGCUGAUUGGAAUGACGUUGAGAAUCCUCCCUACGCUUAUUAUCAGUACUACACCUAUGCGAAUAUGACUGUGCUCAACCACUUCAGAGAAGAGCAAGGCCUCAACACGUUCGUCCUACGACCUCAUUGCGGAGAAGCAGGUCCUAUUCAACAUUUGGUCUGUGGUUUUAUGAUGGCCGAAAACAUAUCCCACGGACUUUUACUCCGAAAAGUACCCGUUCUUCAGUAUCUCUACUAUUUAGCUCAAAUUGGAAUCGCCAUGUCGCCUCUGAGUAACAAUUCUCUAUUCUUGAAUUAUCAUCGCAAUCCUUUGCCCGAGUAUCUUGCCAGAGGCCUCGUCGUCAGUUUAUCCACCGAUGACCCGCUACAAUUUCAUUUUACUAAGGAACCACUCAUGGAAGAGUAUAGCAUUGCUGCUCAGGUAUGGAAGCUCAGCUCAUGCGACAUGUGUGAGCUUGCGAGGAACUCUGUGAUUAUGAGCGGAUUUCCCCACAAGAGCAAACAAUAUUGGCUGGGUCCGAAUUACACGAAGGAAGGCGUUGCGGGCAACGACAUUACUCGUACGAACGUGCCCGACAUCCGAGUUGCCUACCGCUACGAGACCUUAGUCGACGAACUCUCCAACAUAUUUAAAACCGUGGAGAAACCGGACGUUUUCUAGCUACUGUCAAAGAGGCUGCGCUCCUCGAUCGAUGUCAACGACAUCGCCAUCUAAGCAAAAUUAUUGUUGUGCGGAUGAAUAUUCGACAAGAUAUUUACUAUAUGCUGUGUAUAUAAUAUAUAUAUGCAUCUAUUCUUUUAAUUUCUCAUUCAAUAUACCGAAUGGUUUGACAUCACAAUCAAUUUCAAAACUAAUAAGUAUAGACCAAUAGUUUUUUGCAAUAAUAAUAUAUAUUACUGCUUCUCCAAAGUGUAUUAAUCGAAUUGUUAUUUAGGCUAUGAAAUUGUCAAAUUAACAAUUUUCUGAAGAAUACCUUUGAUGCUAUAUUAUAAUUAUUAAUCGUGGGAAAUUUAUAAUGGUAUAAAAAUUAUAAUGUAAACGAUGUUUAUACGAUUAAACAGUAAGAUUUGCUCAAGAUCGACCAAAUUAAUGAUUUACAACUAUUAGUCCUUUGUAUUUGUUUUUUUUCUUUGAUUAGAUCGAUAAUUCCAAAAUUUAAAUUGUAAUGAAUAUAUAUCCAGAACUGACACGGGUCGGAGCGAAAUGGUUUGCCUUCGAUCGAUGUGCUAAUCGUUCAAUCUAGUAAUGCAUUCUAUAUUUUGUUACCUUUUGUACGUUUAUACUACUGAGAACCACGUUUGAUUGUUAAUCAAGACAUAAAACAACAGUAAAUAUGUGCAUAAUUCUUGUUUAAAGUGAUGAUAUAGUUAUAAAUGACAAAUGUUUAUGGUUACUACAAGUUAUAAUUCU
This is a messenger RNA of Phymastichus coffea, 3376 nucleotides long. RefSeq names its product AMP deaminase 2 (gene AMPdeam). Gene Ontology annotation, cellular component: cytosol. Gene Ontology annotation, molecular function: AMP deaminase activity. Gene Ontology annotation, biological process: AMP metabolic process; IMP salvage. The transcript has 11 exons. Bases 308 to 2626 code for a protein of 772 amino acids. The record is from RefSeq and is a predicted model, not a curated record. Lineage: Eukaryota; Metazoa; Arthropoda; Insecta; Hymenoptera; Eulophidae.